ACACUAAAUGAAAAUUCACAAAGUAGAGACAGGGCUGUGUUCUGUAGUGUGACUCAGGCAGCCCAGGCAACCCGGGUCGCCCAGAUCACCUGAGUUGCCCAACUGAAUGGUUUUGGGCACCUCCCAUGAUACUGUAAACAAAUUAUCAAUGUUGCCAUGGAAACAGCCACAUCCUACCCAACUCAGUAACAGUAAACAUAUGGGUAGUGCUUUUCCACUUGGUGAUUUUUAUUACAGAGUACUUGCUGUCUUUGGUGAUGAGAAUAUUGGUGAAGAUCUGUUACUAAUAUCAUUCAUUACUCAUCCCAUUUCCUUUAUUUUCAUUCUUUUAUAUAUUUAGAACUCAAUACUUUACUUACUAGUGCAUGUCAUUUCAUGUAUGUGGACUGUAUUGUAGUCAUCUGCAAUAAAUGAGCGAGUAUAGCACUGAUAUAAGUAUGGCUGGGUGGCUAUUUUUGUUGUGACGUCAUCACAGCACAGAGUGCACCACCUCUUCACUUAUAAACCUUUUCUACACUCUUAAACACUUUUUAAACUCAAACUUCUUUUAGACAGCCUUAUGUAUAAAAAAAAAUGUAAAUUUAGUACACUCACCUGCGAAGAUACUACAGUUUGAUUGAUGAUGAUGAUGACAGUAUGUGUGAUCCUUUGUUUACUCAUCUACAUAUUUUCUUUUAAUGUAUUUCAAUCAGUGUGUUCUACAGUACAGUGCUGUACUGUAUUUUUAUUUUUAUUUAUUAAUUUAUUAAUUUUUAGGCCAGAAAAUGCUUAUUUUGUUAGAGAUAAAUAAAAUCUGAAAAGUAUAAAUACCUAUCGGCUGCAGAAACCAGAGAUAUAUUGAAAAGUCUGCAUUAUAAAUUUACAUAUUUGAUGGCUCAUAAGGCGCACCUUUUCUCCAAAAAAAGUCUCAGGAAAUGAGCCUGCGUCCUAUGGGACCAAGGUUCCUGACACUGAGGCAGUGGUUUAUGAUAACUGACACUAGCACUUCCUAUGCAGUGGUCUCUUGGAAGGAUAAUGCCAACAAUCAACAACUUUAUGAAGCCAGUAAGUGUGUACAAGAUUCCAAGACUUGAAAAAGAAGAUGAGCCCAUGCCUCAUUUGAUAUCCUACAUCCCUCUCAAACACCAAGAUGAAAUCAAGACACAAGGAGCUACUCUCAGGAUUCACCACACUCCUGGCCAUACCACAGAUCAUGCUGUGCUGGAGCUGGUUGAAGAAGAUGCAGUAUUCAGUGGGGACUGUGUACUUGGGGAAGGCACUACAGUAUUUGAAGAUUUACAUUCCUACAUGACUUCCCUUCAGAUGCUGGUGAAGAUGUGUCCAAAGAUUGUCUACCCAGGACAUGGACCUAUAAUUGAGGACCCAGUACCAAAGAUUCAACACUAUAUUGACCACAGGAACCAGCGUGAGAAGCAGAUCCUGAAAGUGAUGAAUUUGGAAACUAAGAAGUUUCUUACUGCAAUGGAGGUGGUGAAAGCUGUCUAUAAGUUAUUUAGCCAUCCAGGUCUGGCUGCCCUAUGGCGGGGGUGGCUGGGUGAUGGCUCCGGUGGUGGGUCCCCUGGCCUUGGAGGUGGUGCUGGACUGGGCUGGGAGAGCGGUUUCAGGUGCAGGCGUGUCCAGAGAGACAGCCAGCCACUUCUGUUGAGCUUCACCAGGACACACCAGAACAUCUACACCUUGCUGCAGCUGAGAAUGUCACCAACCAUAUGCAUAAACUCCUAAAAGAUGGCAAAGUUGUCAGUCAAGGAGACAGAUGGUGUUUGGUACAGAGGAAUGGUAAACUCUAAGGCAGGGUGACCAAAGAAUAUAUUAAUAAUUAGCAAAUUUAAGUUUAUUAUGCAGAAGAGCAAACAGAGCAAUACUCUUUAUUAUUCUAUGUGAGAUUUGAAAUUACUUUAUUGAUAGCUUGGAAUCAAAGUAUGAUCAUGGUUAUAAUUACUUUAAUAAAGUGCAGUAAUAAUU
Molecule: messenger RNA, 1962 nt
Organism: Scylla paramamosain (green mud crab)
Lineage: Eukaryota; Metazoa; Arthropoda; Malacostraca; Decapoda; Portunidae
Product: endoribonuclease LACTB2-like
Exons: 7
Coding region: 991-1722 (243 amino acids)
Cellular component (GO): mitochondrial matrix
Molecular function (GO): single-stranded RNA binding; RNA endonuclease activity
Source: RefSeq, a predicted model, not a curated record